GAGAGCUGCCGCCGCGCACCGCCCGUCCCAACCGCUUCCUGCCACGGCCCGAGCGCGCGGGGCGGCGUAGCAGCCGGCCCGCCCGCCGUGACGGCAGCGGCAAGGACCGCCCCCGGCGCCCCGGAGGGCGAUGAAUGGAGCGGGUCGCUUCGCUUCGUGCCCCGAGGGACCGCCUGAACGCCGCCUCGGAAAGAACGCGGCAAGCCUCGGUGCCGUUUUCGCAGGUUUGUUUAUUUCUAUGGAUCAGCCAACCCUUAGCAUCCAAAAAAGCGUCCUCACCAUAACCACAAAUGAUACUCUGAACAUUACUUGCAGUGGUCAGAGAGCCGUGUACUGGUCCUGGCCCAAUAACCAGAGCAGUGCUGAGAAGCGCCUCGCCGUGACAAGCUGCAGUGAUGGCCCCUUCUGCAAGACCCUCACCCUCCUCAGAGUCAUAGGCAACGAUACCGGGGACUACAGGUGCCUUUAUGGAGACAGCCAGGCAGCUACAACCAUUUAUGUCUACGUUCAAGAUUACCGAUCUCCAUUUGUGACUUCAGUUGGUGAUCAACUUGGCAUUGUGUACAUCACUAAGAAUAAAACUGUGGUAGUACCAUGCCUUGGAACUGUGUCAAAUCUCAAUGUAUCUCUACAUGCGAAAUAUCCAGAAAAGAUAUUUGUUCCUGACGGUAAAUCCAUUUCAUGGGAUAAUAAAAAAGGCUUCACUAUACCCAGUCAUCUAAUCAACUACGCAGGCAUGGUCUUCUGUGAAGCUAAAAUAGAUAAUGAAAGCUACCAGUCUGUGAUAUACAUAGUUGCGGUUGUAGGUUAUCGGAUUUAUGAUCUAACAAUGAACCCACACUACCAGGUUGAGCUGGCGGUAGGAGAAAAACUCAUUCUCAAUUGUACUGUAAGGACAGAACUGAACGUGGGAAUUGAUUUUAAGUGGGACUACCCUUCCAUCAAGGAAAAGCGUGCAACCAUAAGAGAUUUAAAAACCACUGCAGGAGAAAUAAAGACGUUUGUAAGCACUCUUACCAUUGACAGUGUGAACUUAAGUGACAAGGGCCGAUACACUUGUGCAGCAUCCAGUGGUCGCAUGAACAUGAAGAACAGCAGCUACUUCAUUAUCCAUGAAAGUCCUUUUAUUCAUCUAGAGAAAAUGGAGAAUGUGGUUGAGAUGAAGUUAGGUGAUACAGUCAGUAUUCCUGUGAAGUUUAAAGGAUAUCCUUCUCCAGAGGCAAAAUGGUACAAAAAUGGAAAAGUCAUGAAUGCAAAUCAUACAAUUAAGCUUGGCUACACGUUAGUAAUCACUGAAGCAACAGAGAAGGAUGCUGGGAAUUACACUGUUGUUCUUACAAACCCUACCAACAAGAUGCAGAAGAGACAUACAUUCACCCUGCUCGUGAAUGUCCCCCCCCAGAUUGGUGAGAACGCGCUGAUGGCCCCUGUUGACUCCUACAAGUAUGGCUCGACGCAGGCGCUCACCUGCACCAUCUAUGCUGUCCCGCCACCCGCCGCUGUCCUGUGGUACUGGCAGCUGGAGGAGGAGUGCACUUUCAGCCCCCAAAAAGUUCGCUUGGGAGCCAAUCCAUAUGCAUGCAGAAAAUGGAAAGUGAUCUCAGAGAGAAAGGGUGGGAAUCAGGUUGAAAUCAAACAGCGAGUUGUUACUAUUGCUGGGAAAACAAAGACUGUGAGCACCCUUGUGAUUCAAGCAGCAAAUGUAUCUGCUUUGUACAGAUGUAUGGCUACUAACAAAGCUGGAUCAAGUGAGAGAGUUAUCUCCUUUCAUGUGACCAGAGGUCUUGAAAUUAAUCUCCAGCCUCGGAGUCAACUGACAGAGAAGGAUAACACGUCCUUGCAAUGCACAGCUGAUAAAUUCACCUUUGAGAAGCUAUCGUGGUACAAACUUAGUGCUCACACCUCACAGACACCCUUUGGAGGGCUGCCCAUGCCUGUUUGCAAGAAUCUUGAUGCUCUUCAGAAGCUGAAUGCAACUGUUUCAAAUACCAAUGGUGAAAAUGUCACGUUAGAACUCAUCCUCCGUAACAUCUCCCUCCAGGAUGGAGGCGACUACGUUUGCAUUGCUCAGGACAAAAAGGCUAAAACACAGCACUGCCUGGUGAAGCACCUCACUGUUCAAGAGCCCAUGGCGCCCACACUUGUGGGAAAUCUGGAAAAUCAAACAACAAACAUUGGUGAAACCAUAGAAGUGUCAUGCACAGUGAAUGGCAUUCCUCCUCCAAACAUCACGUGGUUUAAAAAUAGUGAAACACUUUUUGAAGAUUCAGGUAUUGUUUUGAAAGAUGGAAAUAAAACACUAACUAUACGUAGAGUGAGGAAAGAAGAUGGAGGGCUGUACUCCUGCCUUGCCUGCAAUAUUCUUGGAUGCAAAAAAGCAGAGGCUUUUUUUUCAGUGCAAGGCGCUGAAGAGAAAACAAAUCUGGAGCUCAUUAUCCUUGUUGGCACUGCAGUGAUUGCCAUGUUCUUCUGGUUGCUUCUUGUAAUCAUCCUUCGAACCGUUAAGCGGGCCAAUGGAGGCGACAUGAAGACUGGCUACUUGUCAAUCAUCAUGGAUCCUGAUGAAGUCCCCAUAGACGAGCACUGCGAGCGGCUUCCAUAUGAUGCCAGCAAGUGGGAGUUUCCCAGAGACCGACUGAAGCUAGGUAAACCUCUUGGGCGUGGAGCUUUUGGCCAAGUCAUAGAAGCUGAUGCCUUUGGGAUUGACAAAACUGCUACCUGCAGAACUGUGGCAGUCAAAAUGCUUAAAGAGGGUGCAACCCACAGCGAGCACAGAGCACUUAUGUCCGAGCUGAAGAUCCUCAUUCACAUUGGUCAUCAUCUCAAUGUUGUCAAUUUACUUGGAGCCUGCACAAAGCCAGGAGGCCCACUCAUGGUGAUUGUGGAAUACUGCAAGUUUGGAAAUCUCUCAGCAUACUUACGGAGCAAGAGGAGUGAAUUUGUCCCAUACAAGACUAAAAGUGCCAGAUUUCGUCAAGGUAAAGAGAAUUACACUGGGGACAUCUCCACAGACCUGAAGCAACGGUUGGACAGCAUCACAAGCAGCCAGAGCUCUGCAAGCUCUGGGUUUGUGGAAGAGCGGUCCCUGAGCGAUGUGGAAGAGGAGGACGCUGGUUCUGAAGACCUUUGCAAGAACCCUUUGACCAUGGAGGACCUCAUCUGUUAUAGCUUCCAGGUGGCGAGGGGAAUGGAGUUCUUAGCUUCACGCAAAUGCAUCCACAGGGACCUGGCUGCUCGUAAUAUCCUCUUGUCAGACAAUAACGUGGUCAAAAUCUGUGAUUUUGGCUUGGCUCGAGACAUCUACAAAGACCCAGAUUACGUCAGAAAAGGAGAUGCUAGGCUACCGCUAAAAUGGAUGGCACCAGAAACCAUUUUUGAUAGAGUGUAUACCAUUCAGAGUGAUGUGUGGUCCUUUGGAGUUCUGCUGUGGGAAAUAUUUUCAUUAGGUGCAUCACCAUAUCCUGGAGUGAAAAUUGAUGAGGAAUUUUGCAGAAGACUGAAGGAAGGGACAAGAAUGAGAGCACCAGACUAUACUACACCAGAAAUGUACCAAACUAUGUUGGAUUGCUGGCAUGGAAAUCCUAAGCAGAGACCAACUUUUUCAGAACUGGUGGAGCACCUGGGGAAUUUACUGCAAGCCAAUGUCCGUCAGGAUGGUAAAGACUACGUUGUCCUUCCUUUGUCAGUAUCGCUGAAUAUGGAAGAGGAUUCGGGUCUCUCUCUCCCAACUUCACCUGCUUCCUGUAAGGAGGAAGAGGAAGUCUGUGAUCCUAAAUUCCAUUAUGACAACACAGCAGGAAUUAGUCAGUACCGACAAGGUAGCAAAAGAAAAAGCCGACCUGUGAGUGUGAAAACGUUUGAAGAUAUCCCAUUGGUAACCACAGUAAAAAUUGUUCAAGAGGAAAACCAGACAGACAGUGGGAUGGUUCUUGCAUCUGAAGAGCUGAAGACACUGGAAGAGCGAGAUAAACAAGUCAAAAUACCCUUCAGCACACUAGUGCCCAGCAAGAGCAAUGAGUCUGUCAUGUCCGAGGCCUCCAACCAGACGAGUGGCUAUCAGUCGGGGUACCACUCAGACGACAUGGACAACAUGGUCUGUUCCAGUGAGGAGACUGAACUCUUGUGUGCCCAGGAGGCCUCCCCUGCACUGCCCCGUGUGCACAGCCUGGUGUAUGACAGCCCUGCGCCUCUUGCGUCCCCGCCACUCUAGGCUGAAACUAGUGGCUCCAGGUGCCCUGGGAUGUGCCUUCCUUGUCUCCACUGGUGGUAUUCACAUUUGGUGUGUACAGAGACUGCGGCUGUGGGCCUAGGGAAAGACGUUUAUUUUUUCAGGAAGAGGAUACAGGAGCAUCUUGCAGCCCAAAGGCAGUGCCAGGCUGCAGGGUGCUUUCCUCCAGAGACACUUGUGGCUGAGGACGUGAAGCCCUGGCUGCAGUGUGUGGGUGCAGUGUCAACCCUAUGGCAGAGGUAACAUGAUGGCCUUUAGGACCUCGGUGACAGGCUGAGCCCAACACAGACACAGGCAUGGCGUUCAGUUCAACUGUUUCUAAUUGUACGAAAUAAAGGCACAGCCCUGCUCUUUUGUUUUUCCCGGCUGGACUCCAGGAAGGAAACAGCACAGCGCUGGCUUCUUGUUUCUCAGAGUUAUCCCGUGCCUGCACCUCCACAAACAAAAAAAGGAACCUCCAGCUCAAGGCUCUGGCACUCACCAAUAGCCUGAGGCUAAACAUAGGCUGGGCUAAAUAUAGGUGGGGGAGGUGGUCUCUGUUCUUUGUGGAGAAAAAUGUUUCUGUACUAGACCUCAUGAUCUCCGUCUCCUUGGGGAAGAUGUGCUUGGUGACACUAAUUAGGAGGGGCAGCCUGAUGAUGGGACAUGGGUGCAUGGGUCAUGUCUACCAUGGUGAUGUCUCUGCCCCACGUCCUCCCCAGCACCCUCAGUCCUUGCCAGGCACCUAAUCACCUGUGAGCUAGUCAGGAGUGCUGCAGAAAAUUCCCCUCUGAACUCUCUCUGGGGCAGAGGUAGGAAGGGAGGGUUAAUUUGCUUUAGGACCAUAGACAGCUCUGAGGUCCUGAUGGGUUAUCCAAAGGGCACUCUGCCUUCUUUUCUCAUCCCUUUUCCCCAGAUAUAAGUCACAUCUGGCACUGACAAACUCAAAGUUUGCUUGCACCAGCAGAGACUGUGGUUUAUGUAGUCUUGGGAAUCUGUGACUGGUUUCAUGGCAGCUCCAAUCUUCUCCAAGUGGUGAGAUUGUAAUUAAUUGUUGGACAACUUCUUACUGUGCUCUUGUAGUCCCAGAGCUCUGUUGAUAGACACAAUGCAGACUACAAGGUUUUAAAAUGUAAAGCUAUUUCUACUGAGUUCUUUUUUGUAUUUUUAUAUUGUUGGAUUAUUUUGUUUGUUUGUACUUACUAUAAAGUCAAAUGCUGGGAACCAUGAAUAUAAGGCACAUACAGUAUUUAUAGCCUCCUUAUGUAGAAAUAAAUGUAAUAUAUUAAAAUAUAAAUAUAUAUAUUAUA
Molecule: messenger RNA, 5517 nt
Organism: Numida meleagris (helmeted guineafowl)
Lineage: Eukaryota; Metazoa; Chordata; Aves; Galliformes; Numididae
Gene: KDR
Product: kinase insert domain receptor
Exons: 30
Coding region: 131-4210 (1359 amino acids)
Biological process (GO): endothelial cell differentiation; positive regulation of kinase activity; cell migration
Cellular component (GO): signaling receptor complex; membrane
Molecular function (GO): vascular endothelial growth factor receptor activity; growth factor binding; ATP binding
Source: RefSeq, a predicted model, not a curated record